AUGGUGGCGGCCCUGAUUCGGGCGUUUUCCUGGGCGCUCGCGGUCAGCGUCGUUCUUUACUGCACCGCGGCAGAGGCGGGAGAGCCGGCAGCCGAGCCAGACUUCAUCUUCACCAUUCCCAAAGGAGGAAUGGAGGCGGAAGAGCAGAAAGUCGUUUGGCUGGGGCCCUCGAAGGCCUUGCGCGUCGUCGACUCCACCGAUGCCGCCGUUUUUUUGCCACAGCCUGGGAACAGCCCCUCGGCAGCGCCUUCGUCCGAGCAGAUGAAUGCCGUCGCAUAUGUGUUUGCGAACGGUGCGUGUGACUUCACCAAGCAGGUGGAGUACAAAGAGUUAUUUCCUGAGUAUAAUAAGCCCGUGUGGGAUCGCUCCCCACCUGCGGAGGCCACGGUUGAGGGUGAUUCGUCGCCUUCAUUGGGCGCCAAUUACACCUUCACAAGUCCACCUGCAGAAGCUUUGGGCAAAGUUGCCAGUUUUUGUGUGAGAUUCAUGGUGGAGAAACCUGUAAAGUCUGAAGCGGGGACGCAAGAAGGGCAAGAAGGACCGAACCGAAACUCUGGUGGACCGCCCCCUGGAACCAGCGAAGAGGGGGGGACCUAG
Besnoitia besnoiti is the source of this 597-nucleotide messenger RNA. Its product is annotated as Toxoplasma gondii family A protein. NCBI's taxonomy places the organism in Eukaryota, Apicomplexa, Conoidasida, Eucoccidiorida, Sarcocystidae. The transcript has a single exon. The record is from RefSeq and is a predicted model, not a curated record. Bases 1 to 597 code for a protein of 198 amino acids.